AUGCCGGGGUUUUACAGGCUAAACCGAGGUAUUUUAAUUCAUGGCCCCAAAGGCACAGGGAAGAGUUCCUUGCUACGCCAAAUUGAAUUAGCCGGCUGGCGCAAGACAUUUCUCAUAGGGUCAAAUUUGCGUUCAGGCGAUGGCGAGGCAAGAUUGCGCAAAAUUUUCAAAGACGCCUCUCAGGCAGGGCCCAGUGUAAUCCUUAUCGACCAGAUUGAUUUUAUCGCACCUAAACGAACGACUCUAGAAUCCUCCUCCUUAGCGCAUGCCUUAUGUGAGAGCAUUGACGCGUUGGGUGAGGCCAAAGUGCUUGUCGUAGCAGCAACACGCCAUCCAAACGAUGUCGACGACUCCCUUAGGACACCGCAUCGCCUCUCGGUUGAAAUCGAGGUAUCAAUACCGACAGCAGCCGCUAGGAAGGAAAUCUUAUGUGCAAUACGCGAAAAUUCUCCAGAGCCCAGUGAUUACAUUAUAGACUUCAUGGCAGAAAAAACACACGGAUAUGUUGGAGCCGACUUGUUUGCUCUCCUACAGAUGACAUGCCGCAAAGCGCGGGAUCGAUUAAUGCCCGGCAUUAGCUCGGAGGAUAAUCAUGCCCCUGACACGGAGAAUUUUGCGAGCGAUGGCUCUACAUGGUUAGUCAUAAACGAGGACGAUGUUAUUGCAGCUAUGCAAGAAGUACGUCCUACUGCGAUGCGAGAGGUUUUCCUGGAAACCCCGAAAGUAAGAUGGUCAGAUAUCGGAGGGCAGCAUGUUCUCAAGAAACAUCUACAGAAAAUGGUUGAGCGGCCGUUAAAGUUUCCUGAAAGAAUGCGCAGACUCAAUGUGAAAAGCCGGAAAGGUAUCUUGCUUUAUGGCCCCCCCGGUUGCUCAAAGACGCUCAUCGUGAAAGCUCUGGCUACGGAGGCUGGGCUUAAUUUCCUGGCCGUCAAAGGAGCCGAGAUUCUAAGCAUGUAUGUUGGAGAGUCAGAGCGUACUCUUCGAGAGAUUUUCCAAAAAGCUCGUGCGGCUAGGCCUAGCAUUCUGUUUUUCGAUGAGAUUGAUGCUAUUGCAGCAAAGCGUAGCAGCGCGAGUGGCGGCGUAAACGUCCUCACAACGCUUUUAAAUGAGAUGGAUGGUAUCGAGGAACUUAAGAAUGUGCUUGUCGUGGCAGCAACUAAUAAGCCCGGUGUGCUGGACCCAGCUUUAAUGCGACCUGGUCGUUUGGACAAUCUUGUCUACGUUGGACCGCCUGAUUAUGAUUCUCGGAAAGAGAUUUUUUCGAUAUGGUUAAGCAGAUCAAUCGUCAGUCUCGAUGUGAGUGUUGAUGAGCUUGCAGCAAAGACCGACGGAUAUUCUGGCGCAGAAAUCAUCAGUUUAUGCGAGACUGCUGGAGAGGCAGCACUGGAUGAGGAGGAUGAAAAGAAUGAGCCACAAGAAGUUAGGCAGGAUCACUUCGAGGCUGCUUUCUCUCGAGUCAAGCGCCAAUUGACGUAUGAUAUUAUCACGGAGUAUGAGCAGUGGGCUGAAAAAUCGGCAUUCUAG
Talaromyces atroroseus is the source of this 1524-nucleotide messenger RNA. RefSeq lists its product as hypothetical. The transcript has 2 exons. Bases 1 to 1524 code for a protein of 507 amino acids. The record is from RefSeq and is a predicted model, not a curated record. Gene Ontology annotation, cellular component: cytoplasm. Gene Ontology annotation, molecular function: ATP hydrolysis activity; ATP binding. Lineage: Eukaryota; Fungi; Ascomycota; Eurotiomycetes; Eurotiales; Trichocomaceae.